Pochonia chlamydosporia 170 is the source of this 1896-nucleotide messenger RNA. Its product is annotated as glutamyl-tRNA synthetase. The record is from RefSeq and is a predicted model, not a curated record. NCBI's taxonomy places the organism in Eukaryota, Fungi, Ascomycota, Sordariomycetes, Hypocreales, Clavicipitaceae. Gene Ontology annotation, molecular function: ATP binding; glutamate-tRNA ligase activity. Gene Ontology annotation, cellular component: methionyl glutamyl tRNA synthetase complex; cytoplasm; cytosol. The coding region runs from base 1 to 1896 and encodes 631 amino acids. The transcript is spliced from 2 exons. Gene Ontology annotation, biological process: translation; glutamyl-tRNA aminoacylation.
AUGAAGCACGAGGAGCUCGAUACCCUCGCGAAUAAUCUCUCUGGAGAUUUCCGCACCAUUGAGCCCCGCCUACGGGACCUCGACAAGCACUUGACUCUCAGAACUUACCUGGAGGGGUACACUUUGGGAGAUCUUGAGAAGAAGAUUUGGCAGACAUUGCGUGGUAACAAGGUCGCCAUAGGCUUCAUCAGACGUAAUGGUCUUCCAAAUUUGACGAGGUGGUUCACCUUUGUCGAGCAGACUCACCCUGAGCUUCAGGAGGAUGCCACCAAAGGCAAGGCCAUUGCCAACAAGGGCGGUGCCAACUACAACCUCGCUCUUCAGGAUACGGACAAGGGCGUCGUGACUCGAUUCCUCCCUGAGCCUUCAGGCUACCUGCAUAUUGGACACGCCAAGGCUGCUCUUCUCAGUGACUACUUUGGCCAUGUCGCCUACAAGGGCCAAAUGCGCCUCCGACUCGACGACACCAACCCUGCUAAAGAGAGUGAGGAAUUCCAGGAUGCUAUUGUCGAAGAUCUUUCUCUCAUGGGUAUCAAGCCCGAUACUCUGACUUACACCUCCGACUACUUCGAGUACCUCUAUGACAUGUGCAAGAAGCUCAUCUCGAUGGGCAAGGCUUAUGCCGACGACACCGACCAGGAGACCAUGCGAGCCCAGCGAAUGGACGGCAUUCCUUCCAAGCGCCGCGAUCGAUCUGUCGAGGAGAACUUGCGAAUCUUUGAGGAGAUGAAGAAGGCUUCCCAGGAGGGUCUGGCUCACUGCAUCCGUGCCAAGAUCUCCGCCGACGACCCCAACAAGGCCAUGCGCGACCCCGUCAUCUACCGAUGCAACAUUGAAAACUCUCACCACCGAACUGGACGCACCUGGAAUAUUUACCCCAUGUACGACUUUGCCUGUCCCGUGGUUGACAGCCACGAAGGCGUCACCCAUGCUCUGCGAUCCACCGAGUACACAGACCGUAACCCUCAGUACCAAUGGUUCCUCGACACCCUGAGCCUUCGACAGGUUCACAUGUGGGACUUUUCAAGGAUGAACUUCAUCAAGACCUUCUUGUCCAAGCGCAAGCUGGCUAAGCUCGUCGAUACGGGCAAGGUCUGGGGCUGGGAUGAUCCCCGAAUGCCCACGAUCCGAGGUGUCCGUCGCCGUGGCAUGACGGUUGCCGCUCUCCGAGACUUCAUUAUCCGCCAGGGUCCCAGCCGCAACGUCGUCACCAUGGACUGGACCAGCUUCUGGGCUGCCAACAAGAAGGAAAUCGACCCAGUCGUUGCUCGCCACACUGCUCUCCUUAGAGCUGGCACCGUUCGCGUCAAGCUUACAGGCGCCGAGGUUCCCUCCGGUGUCGUCACGGAGAAGCGACCCAAGCACCCCAAGAACCCCGACGUUGGCAUGAAGGACGUUGUCUACUCCCCAGAGAUCUACAUUGACCAGGAAGACGCCAAGAGCUUCAAGCUCAACGAGGAAAUCACCCUCAUGGGCUGGGGCAACGCUUUUGUCCGUGAGAUCUCGUCAGAGGACCCCAUCCAGACCAUGACCAUGGAGCUCAACCUCAAAGGCGACUUCAAGUCGACUGACAAGAAGAUCACCUGGUUGUCGGCCGAGGGUCUUGAGCCUGUGCUUGCUGAGCUGUGGGACUUUGACUACCUCAUCACCAAGGACAAGCUGGAGGAAGACGACAAUGUGGAGGACUUCCUCAACCCCAACACCUUCAGCCUCGUGGAUGCUAUUUGUGAUGGCGGCGUAGGCCAGCUCAAGAAGGACGAUGUCAUUCAACUUGAGCGACGGGGCUUCUACAGAGUAGACAAGGGUCUCAACGACUGGGCUCCCGGUGAGGCUGGGCUCAAGGGCAAGAGGGUUGUGCUGUUCUAUAUUCCUACGGGUAAGACAGGCGGCAAGUAA